Molecule: messenger RNA, 1062 nt
Organism: Panicum virgatum (switchgrass)
Lineage: Eukaryota; Viridiplantae; Streptophyta; Magnoliopsida; Poales; Poaceae
Product: FCS-Like Zinc finger 17-like
Exons: 2
Coding region: 174-665 (163 amino acids)
Source: RefSeq, a predicted model, not a curated record
GAACUGUGGCCACAAGAGCUAUAUAUGAGCGCACCUGGCAGCUCAAACACCUCAAGACAUUCUCAUUCCUCUCUUGCAAUAUCUUCAUCUGUCUGACUGUCUCUCCGAGACAGAGAAGCCUGAUCGAAGAAACGCUGGCUCCAAGAGAGGCAGAUCCUUGCAAAGCACACAGCAUGAUCCCAAGAGCGCCGAGCCUCUUCCACCUCGAGGAGGGGCUGGGCGCCUCCACCUCGACGCCAAUGGCGGCGGCCUCGGGCGCCGGCGAGCUCGUCGGGCUCCGCCUCAUCAUACAGCCGUCGCCGAGGAAGCAGCGGCCGACGGUCCUGAGGAGGUCCGCGGUGAGGAUGAUCCCGGCGGCGACGUGCGCGUCCAGCAAGUGCGGCCACGAGAACGGCCGGAUGUCGUUCGUGGGGCUGGAGUUCCUGAAGCGCUGCUUCUGCUGCCACAAGAACCUGGACGCCACCAUGGACGUCUUCGUGUACAAAGGAGAGCAAGCGUUUUGCAGCGUCGAGUGCCGGUGCCAGCACAUGGCAAAAGAGGAGCGCCGGGAGAUCGAAAUGCUCAUCAGGAAGCGCCGCGACGCGUUCCACCGUCGGCACGCUGGAGCGGCGCCCAAGAUGCAAGGAUCGAAUCGGCUCAUGAGCCUGCAAACCGCUGCACGAUGAUACAUACACAUCUGUCGAAGAGAACGCCUGUUAUUAUUGUAGUCUCAUACAUACGGUAAAAAUUUUGUUGCCUUUCUUCAAAUCGGCACAAAAGAGUGCCAUACUGAACUGAACAAAGCUAUCACUUUAGCCUUUAGGAUGGAUAUUAUUAGUAUUAUUACUGUGUGGAUACUUGUUCACUAGUUGUCUCAGUUCUACGGGUUGAUCUUUGGGAGUUUAAUUUGGCCUGAUUGCAAGGAAAGGCGACUUCAAUUUUCUAGAAGUUUUCCUUGCUUAAAUCUAGUAACGUCAACUAUGUGUCCUCAAUCUUUGUACCUUUUUUUAUUUCGAUGUGUCAAGCUAAGGAAGUUUGACCGGGUAGAAAAUAAAAUGAAUCAGAGGGAGCAUUUGUUUUUUU